CAGUGGAGCAUUACCGCGCAUGUGCAGUGGGAGCUCCGGUUAUGGCAGCGGGUCGGUUCGGUGCAGGUUCGGCGACGGAAAAGUGACCAAAACAGAGACGCGGCGCGGAGGCUCGGCGGUCAGAGGGGGUUUAGUGCUCGGUGGACUUUGAGAGAAGAGCGGGGCGCGUCUGCUUCCCUCCAGCGCGGCCGCUGCACCGCCCGCGGAGCCUGUGAGGAGGUGCUAGCCGAAGCCUGCGGCUAACGAUGGGCCGGUCGCGGAGCCGCAGCUCGUCCCGCUCCAAGCGCUCCAAGAGCGGCGGGGCGAAGCACAGCAAGAAGCGCAGCCGCUCCCGGGACAGAGAGAGGAAGAGGCGCUCCAAGAGCAGAGAGUCCAAACGGAACCGCAGGCGGGAGUCCCGCUCCAGGUCCAGGUCGGAAACGGCGCCGCCCUCGCGCCGGGAGCGGGAGAAGGCCGCCUCGCCGCCGGAGAGGAUCGACAUCUUCGGCCGGGCGCUGAGCAAAAGAAGCGCCGGCGACGAGAAGCAGAAGAAGGAGGAGGAGGAGAAGAAGGCGGAGCUGGAGAGGCAGAGGAAGAUCCGGCAACAAGAAAUCGAGGAACGUCUGAUCGAGGAGGAGACGGCGCGGCGGGUGGAGGAGCUGGUGGCCAAGCGGGUGGAGGAGGAGCUGGAGAAGCGGAAGGACGAGAUCGAGAGGGAGGUGCUGCGGCGCGUGGAGGAGGCCAAGCGCAUCAUGGAGAAGCAGCUGCUGGAGGAACUGGAGCGGCAGAGGCAGGCCGAGCUGGCGGCCCAGAAAGCCCGCGAGGAGGAAGAGAAAUCGAAGCGCGAGGAACUGGAGAAGAUUCUGGUGGAGAACAACCGCAAGAUCGCAGACGCUCAGGCUAAACUGGCUGAGGAGCAGCUCCGGAUCGUGGAGGAGCAGCGCAAGAUCCAUGAGGAGCGCAUGAAGCUGGAGCAGGAGCGCCAGCGGCAGCAGAAAGAGGAGCAGAGGAUCAUCCUUGGCAAGGGCAAGUCACGGCCCAAGCUCUCCUUCUCCCUCAAGGCGACGGACUGACGCACGGGUUCAGCCGCCGUCUCCUUAGACUCGCUCUCGAGGGCUCCUCUCCACGGGCGCCAGCCGCUCAGCACAGAUCCAACACGACGCGUCUGUAGAAACGUUUUUGUUUUCCUUCUUUUUAGCAAGUGGAAGCCUUGUCCCUGUUUUAUGACCUCGGUUUUUGUAUUACUGACUGUCGCGUAGGAAUCCGUCACCUUCCUCCGUCUUCUCUCUAGAGCCGUCUGAGGGAUGUGGGGGAGAACCGCAUGGGAAAAACACAACAGCGUGGACAAAAGUACACUGAACUGGACGCUCCCAGAGUGGGCGUAGUAUGCGUGUCUGUGCUUGAGAGCGUCUCGCAAAAUGUUUUUUGAUCUUUUCAUAAUUUAUUCAUGGAUUAAACAGACCAGGACGAGUGCAGCGCUUGACCUUCUGCCAUCCAGCGUCGAUGUGACAAACCUCUCCCAGUCCCACACAUCAGAGAGACGCAACAUACAGCAAAUCCAGGAUCUGCGUUCAUAAUGGGUCUCAGAGCAGGAGUUCAGCCUUGAUCCUAGGCUUUACAGCAUCGGCGAUCAUGGCAAACUAGGCAUGAUGAACCAAUCAGCCGUAAACCGUAAACGUGAUAUUUUCCAGAUUCCAGCAGCGGCUGACGGUCAGGGGGCGGGUAUAUGGGACCCAUAUGACUCGAGACAUUUGACCAAACUGAAAAACCGAAACUGGCUUCUUGUUCAUUUUCCUGUUCCACCUUAAACGGUGCAGCAGUUACAUUCGCCUGUAUAGCUGGCGCCGUGUAACUGUGGACACACAAAUCAGAUUUUUUGCCCCAGUGUGAACAGAUCUCACGUUUUCAGGGCUGUGUGGACACACAUCUGAUUUUUUUGCCUGCAUUUGUGUCCAUUUAAGGUGGAAUGGAACAUUUGUCCAAAUAAGAGCCUUCAGCCUUGUAGAAACAGCAUUCACCACCGCUUGCCAGAAAAAAAGUGCUGACGGAUUCAUCCAAACAUUGUUUAGCUUUGUUUUCAGUUAUUUAGCACAAUUAAAUAUAUUAAUGGAUCUGGUUAAAAAGUGAAGACCUCCCAGAACAAUAAGCCACUGUUAACGUACACAAAUGCCAAGCAUGUUAAACGGUUAAAUAUCAGAACUGUCUGAAAUUUUAAUUAUACUGUGAUAUAAGUUUUUGGUCAUAACACCAAAAAAAAAUUUAUAAAAUAAUAAUAAUUCACAUCUCAACUUCUUGGAGGCUGAAUUUGGCUUGUUCUUGUGCUGUUAUAUUCUGGCUGUACAGGCGCUUGAAUGUAGCUGCUGUACCAUUUAAGGUGGGGCAGGGAAUUUGAAUAAGAAGCCGACUUCAGCUCCAUUUGUCUCGCAUGUGUCUUGUAUACUUGCCACUCCGACCGUCAGACGCGGCUGGACGUUCCAGCCAUUACGUCGUCUGACGUUACUGAGGGUCACGGAGCCAAAGCUGCGCUGGUCAUGGCAUAAAUGUUCGUUAAACGUGAAACGAUCGGUAGGAUUUAGAACUUCAGAGUAGCAGGAGUUUGUCAGCUGGUUUUAUAUCUCAGUUUCUUCUUCAGCCGUUCAGUUUCGGGCUGUUUGCUUGAUGUUUACGCUGGUGACUGGACUCAUUUAUCGGUACUACGUUUCACGGAAAACCAAGGCACAUUUUUUAUAUCACGGUGCAUUAAUGCCGAAUUCAGUUCCUGUGGGCGUUUUUAAAUAUCUGUGUAUGAUGUAUUUUACGGUGGAUUUGGACAUGGCUUAGCCAAUCAGAUUCCCGAGCUGGAGCUGUCCAUUUUAUGUUGCGUUGUAUGUUUUUUUUUUUAACUUUUGAAGUCACUUGUCAUAUUUAACCCAUUUACACCCAGAAUUUUUACACAUUACUGGAAUUUUAAAAUUUCCUUUACUAUAGCAGUUCUCAGCUUCACUGAGCUCAAACCUGGAAUUUUAAUUUGGUCAGUUUGGCUAGAGUGUUCCUUACACAGCAGCUGAAACUUCACAAGGAGAUGGAAUAAAAAAUAAUCAAAAAUAAACAAACUACCCACAAUUCCAGACUAAUCAAAUUAAAAUGAUUUUGAAAUUUGGAUUUUGAUUUUUUUUUUUCUAAGAAAUGAUCUGAAGUUAAGUUUUCCUUUUUAUUAAUUUUUUUUUAAAACAUAAAAUUCCGAUGAAUAUUAAAGAUGUAAAACUGAACAUUUUUCCGUUUUCAAGCACUGGUUAGAUAUGCAGUGCCAGUGUGUGUCCGUCCACCAAAUUUGAGCCAUUUUUGUCAAACAAAAAAAAUGCUGUGGCCAAUUUCUGUGAACAGAAUGCACGUUUUUCUGUGAUCUUUCACUAAAACGUAAAGACUUUCCUCCUGAUUUUUGGUCCGAAGGAAAGCUUGGCCUCCUACUCUGAGACACUUUAUGAGCUGCGGUCGAGGGUUGCACCAGUUCUGCAUCAGCCUGUGACGAACUCUGUGAGCCGUCUUUCGUUACCAGUGGUCAGUUCCAGACUGUCGUUUUAGUCGCUUCAGUUGCACCACCAGUCCGUGGUCAGUUCGUAACCUGUCGAUUAACAGACUUCUGUGGAAACCUGGAAAUUACAUUGAGGUAGAAUCUGCAGUUCCAUGUAAAAGUGACACCGUGCGCAGUAAACCAACCAGCAGAUCCAUUUUUAAAGCUGACUUGAAUAAAACUGAACAUCUACAUCCUUAAUCGUUUGCUUACUUUGCUCUUUCCUCAUGUAACUGAACGUGCAGCCACGUUUUCAAAUGUGCUCUGAUUAGCAGACGUUUCAGGAUCGGUGGGGCGCUAGGUGGGCUUUAUUUGGCUACAGCUCGAUGUUAAAACUAGUUUGUGUGGUGCUGCCUGUGCAGCUUUAGUAAUGAAGUUUAAUAAAUACCAACCUUCUUCAACCUUGAACUCCUGAGCGUAUAGCUGGUGCAACCUGCCCCAAAAUGGUGUCUUUGGAAAGUCUUCUCUCCUAUAUUUGCCCAUUGAAUCUUACUGGUUUAACUACCAGGGGUGGAAAACAGAGAAAUGAUGCCCCUUUUUCCAGAUUUCUCUAUAACUCAGUGUGUGAGGUGUAAACAGAGAUUCAGAGGGUUUGGUGUGAAAUGGUUCAGAUCUCUUUACAGUGGAGGUGAUGGGAACCAGGCGUUGCCACGACUACAGCGUCGAUAUAGACACUUUAUUUACCAUCCAGAACCACCAGAGAACUUACACGAGUCUUCUGGGUUUACAUGUAACAAUAGUGAUGGUACAUGAUGACAUGGGUUCCUGAAGUAGUUGUUUUGUGAUCAUUUUCUCAGGAUAAUUAUCUCAGAAUGAUUUUCUGGACGUCUUUCUGGUCUGUUCUCUAAAUGCUUUACAUGCAUCCACCUACAGCCGUCGAGUUGUCUUGAAAUUUGUAGCUGGUCGUGAAUAAAAACCAGGACGGCAGAUGUA
This is a messenger RNA of Pygocentrus nattereri (red-bellied piranha), 4462 nucleotides long. It is a transcript of the gene arglu1b, whose product is annotated as arginine and glutamate rich 1b. Gene Ontology annotation, molecular function: cadherin binding. NCBI's taxonomy places the organism in Eukaryota, Metazoa, Chordata, Actinopteri, Characiformes, Serrasalmidae. Gene Ontology annotation, cellular component: mitochondrion; nucleoplasm. The record is from RefSeq and is a predicted model, not a curated record. The transcript is spliced from 4 exons. Bases 246 to 1052 code for a protein of 268 amino acids.